Messenger RNA from Cherax quadricarinatus, 1019 nucleotides. Its product is annotated as luciferin sulfotransferase. Gene Ontology annotation, biological process: sulfation. Gene Ontology annotation, cellular component: cytoplasm. NCBI's taxonomy places the organism in Eukaryota, Metazoa, Arthropoda, Malacostraca, Decapoda, Parastacidae. The record is from RefSeq and is a predicted model, not a curated record. Gene Ontology annotation, molecular function: sulfotransferase activity.
CACUGUGACAUCAGCAGACAUCUCGAGGUGACGUCAGCAGACAUCGUGACGUCAUGAAGUCAGGCAGCAUCGUCGGUGACGUCAAUGUGAUGCAGGCAGCAGACCACAGCAUGUGGCCUGGUACAUCUGGCUUGGACAACAACUACUACACACCUGAAGAGCCACGACCAGCGCAAUUGCACACCAGCACAACUAUCUCCAUCAUCAAGCCUGAAGAACCAAUAUCACAACGUAUAUAAAGCUAGAACCACUUAAAAAACCCACAACACUUAAAUAACGUCCUUCAUACAAGAAAACCAACCACCAUCACACUUACAAAACACUCAUCACAUACACAAAACCACCAUCACUAUCUAAGGCACAACUAACAUUAAACAUAAGAAAGCUUCACCAUGGACAACAAGACAACUACUGACAGUGGGAGUGUGAGGAUGGUGCCUGUCUCCAGUACUGACAUGGACCGUCUUCAGGACGUAUCCAUUCACAUCCCUAGCUUCCUGAAAGUGGGACCAGAACGUGUCAUAAUGGGUUCAUUCUUCACUGACUGGUACUCCAAAUACGAAAACUUCCCAGUUUACCAAGAUGACACCUGGGUCGUAUCUUACCCGAAGUCAGGAACCACUUGGACCCAGGAGCUGGUGUGGUGUCUCAUUAAUGAUCCAAAAUCUCCAGAGGCUAAUCUUGAACUGAUGAAGAGGUUCCCAUUCUUUGAGUUCGAAUCUCUCAGAAGUCCUGACCUGGACACCACUGGCAUGAGGAAGGAUGAUCCUCUGCCUCCAGGCAACACAUGGCAGAUCUCGCAUAACCUCUCAGCACCAAGGACCAUAAAAUCACACCUUCCUAAGGAACUCCUUCCUCAACAAAUCUGGCAAGUCAAACCAAAGGUAUUUCUGCUCAGCAAAUGUUGUUUUUAUUUCUACAUCAAUUUCCGUACAAACAGUGCAGUUUUGCUUACAUUACCUUCGGCAUUAUUAAAACAAUGUACCUGUUUGACGCAAAAAUAAAUGUUCAUAUGAGCA